Xyrauchen texanus (razorback sucker) is the source of this 2036-nucleotide messenger RNA. It is a transcript of the gene mettl27, whose product is annotated as methyltransferase like 27. The transcript has 7 exons. The record is from RefSeq and is a predicted model, not a curated record. Gene Ontology annotation, molecular function: S-adenosylmethionine-dependent methyltransferase activity. The coding region runs from base 113 to 832 and encodes 239 amino acids. NCBI's taxonomy places the organism in Eukaryota, Metazoa, Chordata, Actinopteri, Cypriniformes, Catostomidae.
AGACGACAACAGUACUUGCUGAAGCACUGUACUAGUGUGCACUGAUUUGUUGUAACCUGCCCAGGGACUACGGAUGAAAGUAGCUUGAAGUAUAAAACUGAAACGCUGAUUAAUGUGCAUUGUCCCUGGAAUGGCAAACCCAAGUCGAACCUUUUCUAAUGUGAAGAAUGUGAUCCUGUCAGCCCAUAAAAAUACAGGGGCCCAUGAUAAGGUCAGCUUCUAUGAUACCUGGGCUGAGAACUAUGAGCAGGAUGUAGAGCUACUAGAUUAUCGGGCCCCCUUUUUAGCGGCUGAAUGUGUCAAUUCAUUUUUUAGUGGUGACAGGGAGAAAGCCACCGUCCUGGAUGUGGCCUGCGGAACAGGGCUGGUCUCUUCACAUUUGAAGAAAAUGGGGUUUCAUCACUUUGCGGGAGUGGAUGGAAGUAUGAGGAUGCUGGAACUAGCCAAGAAAACAGGACUCUAUCAGCAGCUUACUCAAUGCCUGCUUGGUCAUGAUCCCAUUCCUGUUGAAGUUGCUUCAUUUGACAUUGUUAUAAUUGUUGGAGCUCUGAGCAUUGGGCAGGUGCCAUUGACAGUCAUCAGUGAGCUCUGCGAAGCUACAAAACCAGGUGGCUAUGUGUGCAUGACUACAAGAGGUAACGCAGAUAACCGAGAGUACAAGGCUGAACUGGAACAAAUAAAUAAAGCACUUGAGGAGGAGGAGAAAUGGAGCCGUGUUACUGUAGUUGAGGUGGAGGAGUGGGAGAAGUCGGUUUCAGAACAGGACAGCGGGUACAUUCCUGGUGCUAUUUAUCUGUAUCAGAAAAGUUUGAAACAUUCUCAAUUAUUGUAGCGGCACACAAGGUCAACCCGGCGCUGGUUUUGCCAAAGUGAUGGAGGAGCCCAAGUCAGAGACAGACUAGCUGUGAAAGGACCAAAUUAAAUAUAUACGCCAUAUUAUACUGAUACACUCAAUUCCCAGUAGCCUAAUCCAUAUUAGGAAUUCUACUGAUUGGAAUCUGUGUUGUAUUGCGAGGGGAGUCCACCAGCAGGUGGUGGUAUUAUUUCAGAAAUUACAAUCACUUCUUGUGAAAAUCCUUUUGUUCCCUAGAGAAGCGCUUGACAAAUAUGAUGCAAUCCACUUGUUUUGGCAAUGUAUGAGUACACCUGGCACUGGCAAACAAUGCAGUCAUUUUAAACACCACAAAGGUGUACAAAACAUGAACCCAAUGGCUUUUGAGAGAAAUGUCUGAGGUGUGUGUUUACAAAUCUACCAUCCCCCAGUUACUGUACAUCUAACCUUUUAGUUUGCCACUCCUCGAUACUCUGGCCACUUGUCGAAAAUGUCACUUCUGCAGGUGUGAUGUGACCCAAAUAAACACAAUUUGUGGUUUCAAUCUGUGGAUUAGAAUAUUAUAUUUUGGAUUAAACAGUCUCUUUGUCCAAUAUCUGUAUCCAUAAACAAUAAAUGCCCAACAGAGAAAAUUUAAAUCUUUUGAAUUGGUGUAAAGAUAAAUAUACAUUGCAUGUUAAAUAAACAAAUUCCAAAAGUCCACAGUUUCGAUUUUUUUCAGCUUGCUUCACUUUAGACAAGUUCAGAACAGGCAGAAUCACGUUUUUCUGUUUGACUAAAGAGACAUUUUAAGAGCAUAAUUGUUUAGACUGCAUUAAGAAAAUGUAUAUUUAUACAUAAUGAAAAUCUUAACAACAUCUAGUUCAGGUUAAUUUUUAAGCCAAAUGGACAGAUUCUGAGAAUUCAGACACAAAGUACUCAUGAGUGUGUAUUUCAGUCUCUAUGGUAAACUCUCCUUGCACACACAGAAACUCCCAUUUAGUCCUUUCAAGUGCUGUAUAUCCUGACAAAAUGCAAAGCGCUGUCAUGAGAUGAUACUCUCUGUUAAACCGGUUUGACCUGGAUCUUUCAUUCCAUUCCGGGCUCGCAUGCAAAACAGGCUAACAAUAAAGAAAGUGUUCUUUUCUCUCCAUUGCAAAAUCUGAACCAGACCAUUGUCCAUCAAAGCUUUAAAGGUCCAUAUGUGUGGCCAAGAUCAUAAAAU